Messenger RNA from Lytechinus variegatus (green sea urchin), 1896 nucleotides. RefSeq names its product zinc finger protein ZPR1-like (gene zpr1). NCBI's taxonomy places the organism in Eukaryota, Metazoa, Echinodermata, Echinoidea, Temnopleuroida, Toxopneustidae. The record is from RefSeq and is a predicted model, not a curated record. The transcript is spliced from 12 exons. The coding region runs from base 165 to 1553 and encodes 462 amino acids. Gene Ontology annotation, molecular function: zinc ion binding. Gene Ontology annotation, cellular component: cytoplasm; nucleus.
UUAGAAUGGUAGAACAAUCUAAUACAUGCAUGUCUAAGCGACGAUCACCACAUUUACCGUGACUGAAAAUUGGCAUUUUCGUAUUAUUAUCAUCAAAGUUCCAGAUCUUGGAGUACUCUCCAGCUCCAACCUGUAAUUGAUAAGUGUUCAAGUUGACGAUAACCAUGGCAACAGAAGAGCAGACGAAUACUCAGCCCCUCAUGAAGGAUAUAUCUGGGGAUCUGGAUGACUUGGAAGCAACAGAGAUUGAAAGUUUGUGUGUCAACUGCAUGGAAAAUGGGACAACAAAGCUGCUUCUAACCAGGAUUCCUUUCUUCAAAUCAGUGAUAAUCAGCUCCUUUGACUGUCCUCAUUGCCACUCCUUUAACAGUGAGAUCCAGCCAGCCAGUGCCCUUCAGCCCCAGGGCUGCAUCUACAAUGUCGAGAUCAAGACCGAUAAGGAUAUGAACAGGCAAGUUGUGAAGUCAAAUUCUGCUUCUGUACGCAUUCCAGAACUGGACUUUGAAAUUCCUGGAUUCACACAGAAAGGAUCUCUCACAACGGUGGAAGGCGUACUUCAGAGAGCGGUAGAGGGACUUGAACAGGAACAACCAUUGCGAAGGGCACUGCAACCUGAAGUGGCUGAACAAAUUGAUGCUUUUAUCGAGAAGUUAAAAAACAUCCCCAAGCCAUUUCAUGUGGUAUUGGAUGAUCCGGCAGGAAAUAGCUUUGUUGAGAAUCCCCUGGCACCUAAACAAGACCCUGCGAUGAAGGUCAGUUAUUAUGAACGCACCAAGGAACAACUUAAGCAGCUUGGAUUUGCGGAUGGUAGCAAGGAAGAUUCGGCCGGAGAUGCACCCCAAUCAGAAGAUACGCCCAAGGAUACCAUGAACAACGAUGAUGACGACGGAGUUGUUGCUCCUGAAGAGGUGUUUGAAUUUGCCGUCAACUGCGGCAACUGUGAAGCUCCAGCCGUGUGUAGGAUGAAGCCGAUCAGCAUUCCGUUCUUCAAGGAAGUGAUCAUCAUGGCGAUGAGCUGCGAUGCCUGUAACACCAAGACGAAUGAGAUCAAAUCGGGAGGAGGCAUAGAGGAUAAAGGUCGCAAGAUCACACUCAAAAUGACAGAUGUCAGUGACCUCAGCAGAGAUGUGUUAAGGUCUGGAACAUGCCAGUUUGAAAUUCCAGAAUUUGAUUUUCUGCACGACCCAAUAGCAGGUCAGAGCGGUAAAUUUACAACUAUAGAGGGCCUCCUAGUGGAUGUUAAGAACGCGCUUCAGAGGCAGAAUCCCCUCGCUUUCGGUGACAGCGCAGUACCAAAACAAAGUGCAUUUGCAGAAUUUUUUGAGAAAAUGGACAAGGUCAUCAGGGGAGAAUUGUUUGUGACUAUUAUCUUGACGGAUCCUGCAGGCAACAGCUAUUUACAGAACGUGUAUGCCCCGGAGAGUGACCCUGAGAUGACGAUCGAGGAUUACGAGAGGACGGAGGAUGAGAAUGACUUCCUAGGUUUGACGCACAUGAAGACCGAAAACUACGGCGAGGAGGAAUAUACUGAACAAAAUGCAGAAGCAUCAUAGCCUUUGGAGCUUCUAGUAGUAUACUAGCUAGCAAAUGAUAUAUGUGUAAAGGCCACCGCACACCUGACGACCCGACUGGUCUGCGACUGAGUGAGGGGAGAUGAAUCGCAAAGUAGUCAUAAGCCUUGACACUGCACACCUUGCGAUCCGAUCUGCGUCUCACGCAUGCGCUUUUUGAUUUUUUCAAAGCAACUGAGAAAGUGUGCUUACUACUGCGUAUGCGCGUUGUUUAUUAUAUACGCGUCAUGCAACUCUGCUGUAAACUGGCUGGAAGUUGGAUUGAGCUUGUGAUCCAGUUCUAAGGAUUCGACAUGUCAAAUCCUUACGAUUUUCCUUGCGACUU